GCGAGGCGGAGGGAGGUAGAAGGGAGAUUUUGCGCUCCCUACUCAUUUCCAGACACCGAGUCUGACUCGCCCGCACGCUCGCAGGAGGAGCGAGGAACCAAGGGGGAGAGAGAGAGAGAGCGAGCGAGAGAGCGAGCGAGAGAGACGAUGAGACGCAGACAUGCGCAACGGGGAGACGAGGGCGAGAAAGUGAGAGCGGCAAGUGAAGAGUGAAAGGGAUCUUCAAUCGCAUUUCGGGGAGGCUUUGCCGUGAGCGCCUUCUGUUGCUGGUGUCGCGGGGAGGAGCGCGAUCUACCCCGGAUCGGCGCGUCAAGCAACGCCACGAGGAAGACGUCCUCUCUAGAGAGAGAGAGAGAGCGCGUAUAGGGAGAGGGGGCGAGAUAGAGAAAAAGAGAGAGAGUCUAAGGGGCAAGACAGCCACUGCCGCCCAUAAGAAAAUUUAUUUUCUGCGAUGGGGUUAAAGCCGGGACGCUCACCACCGGCUCGCGUGCCCGACGCCAGCUAAAGAAGGCUCAACACUUGGUGGUGGUGGUGGUGACGAGGCUGGUAGAGGUGGUGAUAGCUGAGUGUGUGUGUGUGGGGGGGGGGGAGGGCGGUUAUCUCACUCCUCCUCAUCCUCCUCUUCUCACCCCCCUCCUCCUCCUCGCGUCUCGCCACUCCGCGCGGCUGAGCGGCGGCGCUCGCGACACGAGGAGAGGCGCGCGCAGUGGAAGCGGUGAAAGUUUUGACCAGGAACACGCGGGGGGGGGGGGGGCGGGGGCGAGAGAUGAAGGCGAUUGGAGCGAGUGCGUGAAGCGGAGGGUGGCGGAGUUGGGCGGUGAGGACGCGCGCCAGUUGAGAGACGAGUGAGAAGAUCUGAGAGGAUCUCGGUUGAGGAGGAGCCGGAGAGAAUGCGGAGGCAGAACGAGAGUGAGGUGCUCGAGAAGCGCGCGAGUUGAGGAGCGCGCAGAGGCUGCCGGCAGCAGGCGGUGUGUGCGUGUAUGUGCGUGCGUGUAAGUUGAACUUCUUUCGCACCGUGCGUAGCCAACCGCGCUAAUCGGAGGUGCGUCAGACUCCAGGCGCGGUGGUGAGUCGCUAGUCCGGCGCCGAGGAGCGCGACCACCAGCGGAGGGCGAGGAGGAGGAGGAGGAGAGGAGAGCGACGGGCGAGGAACGAAUCGGGGAGCGAUUGUGAAAAGCAGAGGGCCCGGGAAGGCGGCUGGCGAUCGUGCGGCAUCAGAAUCCCGCACAGGAAGGGGGUGAGCGGAGUGGUUUAGAGCUCCGACGCGGGUAGAGCGGCGAGGGAGAGCCAAGUGCGGGUUUACGCGCGAGCAAUGGAGGGGGAGCCCGGGUCGGGGUGGGAACCCAUGCGUUCCGACGCCGUGUGGUCCGAGGUGCUCGGCUCGAGUGAUUUCUCCUCCUCAUCCGCGUCUUCAUCCUCCUCGUCCUCCUCAUCACCGCCAGCCUCCGUCCUGCACGAGGGCGAUGCUCCUCUUCAUAUUUCUCCCAGCAACCUGAGUUACCUGCCCUUCUACCAGCACUCCCCUCCCGUGGCGGCCACGUUCAUCAUGGCCUACCUCUUCAUCUUCCUGCUCUGCAUGAUCGGCAACGGACUCGUGUGCUUCAUCGUGCUGCAGAGCCGACGCAUGCGGACCGUGACCAACACCUUCAUCCUCAACCUGGCCAUCAGCGACCUCCUCGUCGGCCUCUUCUGUAUGCCCACCACGCUGGUGGACAAUCUCAUCACCGGGUGGCCCUUCGGCCGCGUCACGUGCAAGAUGAGCGGCUUGGUGCAGGGGACGUCCGUCGCGGCAUCCGUGUUCACGCUGGUGGCCAUCGCCGUCGACAGGUUCCGUUGCAUCGUGUACCCCUUCAAGCCGAAGCUGAACAUCGCCAAAGCGGUGCUGACCAUCGCGCUCAUCUGGGUGCUGGCCGUGUGCAUCAUGUGCCCCUCGGCGGUGAUGCUCACCGUGACCGAGAACAGCGAGCACGUGAUGGUGUACGGCGAGGGCCUCGUGAACGACACCGCGCCCCUCUACGCCUGCUGGGAGGCGUGGCCCGACGGGCCGAUGCACCGCGUCUAUACCACGGUGCUGUUCGCCAACAUCUACCUGGCGCCGCUCACGCUCAUCGUCGUCGUGUACGCGCGCAUCGGCGUCAAGCUCUGCGCCUCGUCGGGCUUGCGCGGCGAGAGUCGCUCGGCGGCGCGACCCUGCACAGCCGCCACCUCGGGAGCCGCGCAGUCGACGUCGACGGCAGGGGAAGGAGGAGGUGGAGGAGGAGGUGGAGGAGGAGGAGGUGCGACAGAGAACCGCAGCGUGGUGUCCAAGAAGAAGGUGAAGGUCAUCAAGAUGCUCAUCAUCGUGGCGCUGCUCUUCAUGCUGUCGUGGCUGCCGCUGUGGACGCUGAUGAUGCUGCUCGACUACGGGCGGCUGGACGAGGAGCAGGUGCGCUUCGUCAACAUCUAUCUCUUCCCCUUCGCGCACUGGUUCGCCUUCUUCAACAGCAGCGUCAACCCCAUCAUCUACGGCUACUUCAACGAGAAUUUCCGCCGCGGCUUCCAGGCGGCCUUCAAGCUGCAGCUGUGCUCGGCCCAGAUGGACCACCACCAGCACCCCGACGCGUACUCGGAGCGCCUCCGCUGCGGGGCCUCCGCCACCGCCGCGUCGUGCACCCUCGUGUCCGCGGCGGACACGAGGGCGGCGGCGGCGGCGGGGCCGACGACGACAACGCGUCCCACGGCCGAGGCGUGGACGUGCGUGGACGAGUCGGCCUCGCCGCACUGCCUCAACGGGCUGCCGGCGCUCUCAGAGGAGGAGCGGCCGGGCGGAGUAGCGGGCACCUCCAGCUCCAACUCCAACUCGCGCGAGUCCUAG
Molecule: messenger RNA, 2854 nt
Organism: Petromyzon marinus (sea lamprey)
Lineage: Eukaryota; Metazoa; Chordata; Hyperoartia; Petromyzontiformes; Petromyzontidae
Source: RefSeq, a predicted model, not a curated record